GGCGUUGGGGCAGCAGCCUCCUCCGUGGUGAGACAGAGCCCGCAGUGUCCCCAUACCCUAUGGUUUUUCUCGCCAGACCCUGGGAAUCUAGCGUCGCAAAAUAAACACGGCCCCGCCGCCGCUAAUCGCCAGCUCGGAAACAAAACAGCGCUGCGCUCGGGGAUCUGGGCAAAAUCAGCCCUCCCUCCUCCUCCUUCACCGCCGCCCUCCCUUCCUCGCGCUGCUCCGCUUGCUCAGCUCUGCUCAGCGCAGCGCAGCUCAGCAGCUGCCAAGCCGAGGCGGGCACCGUCUCCCAGUUGCCAGCGCCGGCUCUGAGCUCCGCUUCCCGCCCGGGCUCCGGCAAGGUCUCGCUUCUGCGGGGACCCCUUCGGGCGGGAGUCGCGUGGCGAAAGCCGGCGGCCGCGGCACAAAGUUGGGGGCCCGCGAGGAUGAGGCUGUCCCCGGCGUCCGUGAAGCUGAGCGGGAGUCCAGCGCUGCUGGCCCUGGCGCUGCCCCUGGCCGCGGCGCUGGCCUUCUCCGACGAGACGCUGGACAAAGUGCCCAAGUCAGAGGGCUACUGCAGCCGCAUCCUGCGCGUCCAGGGAACGCGGCGCGAGGGCUACACUGAGUUCAGCCUCCGCGUGGAGGGUGACCCCGACUUCUACAAGCCAGGAACCAGCUACCGUGUGACACUAUCAGCAGCCCCUCCCUCCUACUUCAGAGGAUUCACAUUAAUUGCCCUCAAAGAGAAUAGAGAGGGUGAUAAAGAGGAAGACCACGCUGGGACCUUCCAGAUCAUAGAUGAAGAAGAAACACAGUUUAUGAGUAAUUGUCCAGUUGCGGUCACGGAAAGCACCCCACGGAGGAGGACGCGGAUCCAGGUGUUCUGGAUAGCGCCACCUGCAGGAACAGGCUGUGUGAUUCUAAAGGCCAGCAUCGUACAAAAACGCAUCAUUUAUUUUCAAGAUGAGGGCUCUCUGACCAAGAAAGUUUGUGAGCAAGAUUCCACAUUUGAUGGGGUGACUGACAGACCAAUCUUAGACUGCUGCGCCUGUGGAACUGCCAAGUACAGACUCACAUUUUAUGGGAAUUGGUCCGAGAAGACACACCCAAAGGAUUACCCUCGUCGGGCCAAUCACUGGUCUGCAAUUAUUGGUGGAUCCCAUUCCAAGAACUAUGUCCUGUGGGAGUAUGGAGGAUAUGCGAGCGAAGGCGUCAAACAAGUUGCAGAAUUGGGCUCACCGGUGAAAAUGGAGGAGGAAAUUCGACAGCAGAGCGAUGAGGUCCUCACCGUCAUCAAGGCCAAAGCUCAGUGGCCAGCCUGGCAGCCUCUCAACGUGAGAGCAGCACCCUCGGCUGAAUUUUCCGUGGACAGGACGCGCCACUUAAUGUCUUUCCUGACCAUGAUGGGCCCCAGUCCCGACUGGAAUGUGGGCUUGUCCGCAGAGGAUCUGUGCACCAAAGAGUGCGGCUGGGUCCAGAAGGUGGUGCAGGACCUGAUUCCCUGGGAUGCCGGCACUGACAGUGGGGUGACCUAUGAGUCACCCAACAAGCCCACAAUUCCCCAGGAGAAGAUCCGGCCCCUGACUAGUCUGGACCAUCCUCAGAGUCCUUUUUACGAUCCAGAGGGCGGGUCCAUCACUCAAGUCGCCAGAGUUGUCAUCGAGAGAAUCGCCCGGAAGGGGGAACAGUGCAACAUUGUACCUGACAAUGUGGAUGAUAUUGUAGCAGACCUGGCUCCAGAAGAGAAAGAUGAAGAUGACACCCCCGAAACCUGCAUCUACUCCAACUGGUCCCCGUGGUCCGCCUGCAGCUCUUCCACCUGCGACAAAGGGAAGAGGAUGCGGCAGCGCAUGCUGAAGGCACAGCUGGAUCUCAGCGUCCCCUGCCCCGACACCCAGGACUUCCAGCCCUGCAUGGGCCCUGGGUGCAGCGACGAAGACGGCUCCACCUGCACCAUGUCCGAGUGGAUCACCUGGUCACCUUGCAGCAUCUCCUGUGGUACCGGCAUGCGGUCCCGUGAGAGGUAUGUGAAGCAGUUCCCAGAGGACGGCUCCGUGUGCACAUUGCCCACCGAGGAGACGGAGAAGUGCACCGUCAAUGAGGAAUGCUCUCCCAGCAGCUGCCUGAUGACCGAGUGGGGCGAGUGGGACGAGUGCAGUGCCACCUGUGGGAUGGGCAUGAAGAAGCGGCACCGCAUGGUCAAGAUGAGCCCGGCGGACGGUUCCAUGUGCAAGGCGGAGACGUCUCAGGCAGAGAAGUGCAUGAUGCCCGAGUGCCACACCAUCCCGUGCUUGCUGUCCCCGUGGUCCGAGUGGAGUGACUGCAGUGUGACCUGCGGGAAGGGCAUGCGGACCCGCCAGCGGAUGCUCAAGUCUCUGGCCGAACUCGGGGACUGUAACGAGGAGCUGGAGCAGGUGGAAAAGUGCAUGCUGCCCGAAUGCCCCAUUGACUGUGAGCUCACCGAGUGGUCCCAGUGGUCAGAAUGUAACAAGUCAUGUGGGAAAGGCCACAUGAUUCGAACCCGCAUGAUCCAAAUGGAGCCUCAGUUUGGAGGCGCGCCCUGCCCAGAGACUGUGCAGCGGAAAAAGUGCCGCAUCCGGAAGUGCCUCCGAAAUCCAUCCAUCCAGAAACUGCGCUGGAGGGAGGCCCGAGAGAGCCGGAGAAGUGAGCAGCUGAGGGAAGAGUCGGACGGGGAACAGUUUCCAGGCUGCAGGAUGCGCCCCUGGACGGCCUGGUCGGAAUGCACCAAACUGUGUGGAGGCGGGAUUCAGGAACGCUACAUGACUGUAAAGAAGAGGUUCAAAAGCUCCCAGUUUACCAGCUGCAAAGACAAGAAGGAGAUCAGAGCAUGCAAUGUCCAUCCAUGUUAACAAGGGCACACGUUCCCUAGGGCUACACUCUAGACCCCCCAGAGUCACCAAUGGUUGGAUUGUUUGUUUGCUUGUUUGUUUAAAGCAGUUUAAAUUGUGUACACUAGUUUUCAUUUCUGCAGUGCAGUAUGCCCAGUAGUUUUGGGGGUGCCAGGGACAUCCCUCUGUAUACUUUUUGGUGGCACAGAUGGUGGGGGGGGGGUCCCUCAUCCUCAGCUGGCCCUCCUCCAGCUCAAGAGAAUAAUGUCAGCCACCCAUACUGAGUAGAAGUGUGUCCCUCUGGAGCAUCCACCUGGGCUCCUCCACCUGGAGAGGCAGCUGUGUCUGCAGGUUAACUCUGCCUCUGUCCACGGUCCCCCCCACCCCCAUCAGGUGGAGGGCAGAUUCCCCUCGUUCUCAUCUGUGGCCUGCUUGCUCUUGCAGGAAACUGUUGUUUGCCCAUCUCUUCUCAUUUAGUGGAACUUUAGGGUCCUUGUUGAGUCUCCUCAGUCAUCAAUAGUUCUUGGGGAAAAUGGAGCUGGCAAACAGGAAGAGAAGUACUGAUGCUGGAUAGCUUUUCUUCUUUCACUGAGAAAUUGUGAAUGCAUGUAUGUCACCCCCUUAAUGUUGGUUCCUGAUGCCCCAAAGGAAAGAAAUGAUGGCUGCUUUAUUUGAAUGUCAGGUAACCAGUUCUUAUAUCUAAGGUAAAAGGUACUAAGUCUAGAAAUUAUUUUUCCCUUCUUUAGGGGGUUUUUGGACAAAAUUUUCUUAGGAAGCCAGCCUUAUGAACCUUCUGAUGCUAGAUCCUUACUAGAACCCAGGCAGCAAAACUGGCCUCUAUAUAUAGCAGUCCCAAACCUGAGUUUUUUAAAUCUUCUGACACAAGACUCUUAAGUUUUCAAGCCAGUAUCUACCAAGAAAACUUUUUUUUAGUUAUGCAAACAUUUUGCUGAGUCUGUCACCACAGCCCACCAAGCCAUUCCUUCAACAAAAAUACUAUGUCUGGACUUGAAAGAGUUUUUUUAAGUCAUAACAUUUUAUAUGUAGAGAGAAAAAGUAUUUCAGAGAUAAGACAAAUCUAGGGAGAAAGGAAUGUUACAUAAUCAAACUUGGCAGGAAAGUCUGUUGGGAAUUCAAACCUAUGUCAAGCCCCCACACCAGGGGUCUGGUUCUCUGACACAACCACAGGGAAGGUCAUGGUUUUCCACCCCUUCCGAGCACUCAUAAGCACACCAAAUUCAGGGAGACUAACUACCAAGGAUUAGUAUGUAAAAGGACAUUUUACCAAGUGGAGUCCCUCAGUUUACUCAACUCGUUCAUUGUUAAAAUUAUCAUUUCAUUUCUGUUGCAGGCCGCCUUUAUCAUGCUUAAUCCAAAUAUGUACCAUGGAAGAGAUGCAUACAAUGCUCUGAAUACACUACUUUUAAGAAUCUGCAUUAAACACAUCAGGAUAUUCCAAACACAACAUAUAUAUAUAUAUGUGUGUGUGCAUAUAUAUAUAUAUAUGCUAUAGCCUUGAAUCUGUACCAUUUUAACACAAGAGAGACUAUUCAAUAAAAAACUCAUUGGGUCUGUCUUUCGUGUUUUAGUUUUAAAACUCAGUAUUCAGAAGGUUGGGUCUUUUUACAGGUAUCCAUUUCAGUCAUUCAGAAAAAGAUAUGCCUUUUGCUCCCUCACUCUAGAGGGGCCACUAUUACCAUUCUUGAGCCUUUUGGAUGUUUGGGUUGUUCCCAACAUUAUUUUUUCAAUCCUUAACUGAACUGGCUUUCUCUUCCCACAAAGCAACACAAAAUAUAAAGAAAUAAGAGGUUUAAUUUUCUACUUGGACCAAAAAAGAGUCCUGAUACAGAAUCUGCUCACUUUUGCAAGGUUACUCUUAGCUAUCUAGAGGCAUCCUUCCUCCCAAACCAUGAAAAAUCAAAGUUCCAUACAAUGGCAAUUCCUAGGUAAGGACAUGCCACCCUAGUGUCUCAUGUUAUUUGGUCCCUACUGUGUACAUUUUUAAUCCUAAAUUUUGGAGACUUAAAACGAGGCAACUGGUUAACGGCUGAGAAUGGGUAACAUUUUUCUUGUUACAUUAGGUGGUUUUCUUUGGUUUUUCGUUUUUCGGUUUUGGAGGGUUUUUUUGUUUUUUUUUUUUUUUUUUUUGCUUGCAAGGGGGGAUUUAUAAAAAGCAUCAAAUCUCUUUCUUACCAAAGUCUUGGUUUAUAGUUUUUCUGGCUAACCAAUCAUUUUGGAAAUAAAGACUUUUUACUACAAAAAUGACAUCUGUUUGGACGUCCACUUAAGAGAGUAAACAGCUUAUAAGAUAGUAAAAAUUGCCAUAUAAAGAACAACCAUAGUUGUUGUGUAUAUUCUUAUCAAUGCCAAACCACUCAGACUCCAGUUUACAUCCACAUUUUAAGAUGACAGUAAGUUCAGAGAUAUAUCUCCCAACCAAACAUGGGGUCACUCACCUGUCAUCUUGUUAAUGCAUUAUUUGAAGGAUAUCUGUUGUAGCAAAUGAGAAUAAAGGCUGGGCUUCUUUAGACCCAGAAUUUAAAGAUUCUGUGCUGUUUUAAUUUGAACUUUGUGCAUUAAAUGUGUUUUAAGUGUA
Sus scrofa (pig) is the source of this 5427-nucleotide messenger RNA. It is a transcript of the gene SPON1, whose product is annotated as spondin 1. The record is from RefSeq and is a predicted model, not a curated record. Lineage: Eukaryota; Metazoa; Chordata; Mammalia; Artiodactyla; Suidae. Gene Ontology annotation, cellular component: extracellular matrix. Gene Ontology annotation, biological process: cell adhesion.